UCAGUUUGUACUGAAAAUCACAAUAGUGUAAAAAUAAGCAGCCAUGCAUAUGUCCAAAAUGCCCUUAUUUCCUUCAAAAAGUAACGGAUUGCAGCAGACCACAUCUGAAUAUUCACACAAUGGCAAAGGCUAGGCAGGAGCAGAUUAUAUCUGUGUACUCAUAAUGUCUUCUAAUGUACUCAUAAUCUAUCUCAGUUUGAACUACAAACAUAAUAAAGUUUGUUUGAUCAAAGUCUGGCUUCAUUACAUGUUCAGGAAUUAUGACUGCAUUAAUUUACAAACCAAGCAAUUCCCAGUUCCAGUGGCAUCUGUACCCAAGGUGCUGAGCCAUCUGGAGUCACAAACUAUCUCAGUCAAAAGCCUCUAACGCUGCUUUGUUUCGUUUCUGUUUUUCUUUUUAACAUCACUUUUCUUCUGUUUGGUUUAAUCGCAAGGGGCCGCUUUGUUUGGAGGCUUCUACGUCCUCCCGUGGUAGAUGCACAUAGGAACAGCUGUGAGAGCCUGAAAGAGGCAGCACCACGCUGGGUACAGGAAAUAAUCUGGCACCAGCUUGGCCUGACCUGGCUUCUGCAGGCAGCAGGUUGUGAAGAGGAGCAGGGGCGGGAAGGAGAGAUGCCUGCCCUUCCCUCGGCACCUCCCAUAAACCCAACACAGAUACCAAGGAAGCUGAUGAAUUAUUAAGCAGGCCCGUCCUGGACGCCGGGGUCUGAGGUUUGCAUCGCUGUAGGCUGUGUUCUAACACAUCCCUGGCGUCCUCAGCCGGCACAGGCCAGCAAAAAGCUGCUCCGUACAGUCUGUCCACAUAGUCACAACUUUUUAAAGCUGAGUACUGAAGAGCUGAAUCUUCUGGACCCUGAGAGAUGUUUCAAACCGCACGCUGGAUUUGGAGAAGAUUUGGUGUCCCAGGAGCUGCCUAGGAAAAGAAGCAACUCCAUCCUAUCACUUUUGAUGGCUCGUUCUGUAACUUCACUUUGCUGCGCAUCACUUUUCCAGACCCCAUCUUAUUUACUAUUUGGAUCCCUUUGGCAUUUGCCUUGCUGUUCCUCUCUUUUUUGCGUGCUUUCUUCAUGCACUACCUCUUUGCACCUUUCCUCCUCCCCAUCCAACCCCACCCUGCCUUUCUUCUGGCACCAGCCCCAUCUCUGCUCAGCCUUUUCUCAGUCCAUCUCUGUCUGUUCUCUUCUCUCUUGGUUGGUCCACCUGUAAUCUCCAGGACUGGGAAGUCCUUAUGAACUGAGCCAGCUGAACAGGGAGGUCAUUAAAAAGGACCUAGAAAAGGAAAGAUGCCCAUCCAGAUAUUCUGCACAAUCUCCUUCUCUUCAAACAAAGAAAAUCACACUGUUGUCAAGUGUGCAACUGGGUCUAACGGUGAGAAAUUCCACUCUAACCAGCAAGAGCCAGAAGUCCUGGAGGAGGAUUAUGAAGAGGAAGAAGAGCUGGAGGAGGAAGAGGAAGGAGAUGCUCCAAACCUGGUGGACUUUGCCAACAGUUGCACCUUGCAUGGGGCCAACCAUAUCUUCAUAGGAGAGGGCUUUGGGAUGCGCCAGACACUCUGGGCAGGUGCAUUCCUCAUCUCGCUGUCCAUCUUCCUCUCCCAGGUAGCUGGGCGCAUAUUCUUCUACUUUGAAUAUCACCACAUAACACAACUGGAUGAGAUAGAGAGUUCCCAAAUGAUUUUUCCAGCAGUUACCUUCUGCAACAUCAACCGCAUCCGGGUGUCUCAACUGGCCUAUGAUGACUUGGUGUAUAUUUCACCCCUUGUGGGGUAUGAUGUGGGGGACUACUUGGAAGCAGGAUUUCCCUUAGCCCAGCCCAGCCUUGAGGUCCCCGAGGAGCCUCUCAACCUGUAUAACUUUUAUGACCGCAACAGCCACCAGCUGGAGGACAUGAUGCUGGCCUGUAAAUACCGUGGGGAGGCCUGUAGGCCUGAUGACUUUACUGUGGUGUUCACACGCUAUGGAAAGUGCUACACGUUCAACUCAGGUCAGCCUGACAAGCCACCACUCAUCACCAUGAAAGGAGGAACUGGGAACGGCUUGGAGAUCAUGCUGGAUAUUCAGCAAGAUGAGUAUCUUCCUGUUUGGGGAGAAACAGAUGAGACCUCAUUUGAAGCUGGGAUCAAAGUGCAGAUCCACAGCCAGGAUGAGCCACCCUUCAUUGACCAGCUGGGAUUUGGAGUGGCACCUGGUUUCCAGACAUUUGUGUCCUGCCAGGAGCAACGGCUCCUCUACCUUCCUCCUCCCUGGGGUCAAUGCAAAUCAGUGACAAUGGAAUCAGAUUUCUAUGAUACCUACAGCAUCACAGCUUGCCGCAUCGACUGUGAAACUCGAUACUUGGUAGAGAACUGCAACUGUCGCAUGGUGCACAUGCCUGGUGAUGCUCCCUAUUGCACCCCUGAACAGUACAAGGAGUGUGCGGAUCCAGCCCUUGACUUUUUGGUGGAGAGGGACAGUGAAUACUGCGUGUGUGAGAUGCCUUGCAACGUCACCCGCUAUGGCAAGGAACUCUCCAUGGUUAAGAUCCCCAGCAAGGCAUCAGCCAAAUAUCUGGCCAAGAAAUAUAACAAGAGCGAACAAUACAUUGGGGAGAACAUCCUGGUGCUGGACAUUUUCUUUGAAGCUCUGAACUAUGAGACCAUUGAGCAGAAGAAAGCAUACGAAGUGGCUGGACUUCUGGGUGACAUUGGGGGACAGAUGGGGCUCUUCAUUGGAGCCAGUAUAUUAACUGUGCUUGAGCUAUUUGACUAUGCUUAUGAGGUGAUAAAGUUCCGCCUCUGUCGCCGUGGCAAGUGCCAGAAGAAACACAAUGGAAACAACAGUGACAAAGGUGUAACCCUGAGCCUGGAUGACGUGAAGCGCCAUAAUCCAUGCGAGAACAUCAGAGGCCACCCAGCAGGCAUGACGUACGCAGCCAACAUCCUACCUCACCACCCGGCCCGGGGGACCUUCGAGGACUUUACCUGCUAAUUGACAACUGGAUGUACAACUAACACUACCAAAGGGAAGGGCCCAUGCUGAGCAGCCCUGGCCCAGCCCAGCCCACGAACCUGCCAACUGACUUACCAGGGCUCCUAUCUCAGACUCCCAGGAGAGGCAGCUGAAUCCAGCCCCUCCUCAACCCCCGCCACCCCAGGCCGAGACAGUGAUACGCACAUGGACAGAAAUGGCAGUCUGGGCUGCCAGGCCCACUCCAGGCUUCUGCUCCUAUCCCACUGAUGCCCUUGGACUCGCAACUCAACAGAAAAGCUGCCAGGAGAACCGUCUCAAAUGUCAAGUGGACGUGAGGGCAUUGCCUUCUUCAAUCUCCACACACACACAGAAAUCUUGACUGUCAAUUUGUCCCUCCUUCUGUCUCCAUCCUGCUCCAUGCCCAUAGCAAGCCUUGUGUGGGGGUGGCCAUCGUGUGCAAAGGCCUCUCUCUUUUAAUCUUGAUGCCAAGAAGUACCUACAGGAGGACUAGCCAGGAUGCUCACCAUGUUGUUCCAUUGUAUGGAAUUGACUCAACCUGUCCAAAGGAGGUGCUGCAUAUUUCCCUUACCCUCUCCCUCCCCUUGCCCCACCCACCCACCGUCUGGCGACCCCUUCCUGUCUUCUGUGGGAGGCCAUUCUAAGGUUUCCCCUGUAGCAAGAAUGUGACUGAAUUAUAAGGGUGGUUUAAAUAGGGCAGGUUAUCAUCUGCUUGUCUCAUCCAACUAGCAGUUUCUCUUUUGGUUCAGUCUGGACUCUGCUCUGGGUGUGAGUCUUGUCUGUCUCAUCCACACCAUCCCUUCAAACAUCCUGUCCCCCAUCAUGAGAAAGGCUGACAAAUGACUGGUGGAUGAAUUGUUCCCAAAUGUAACAUAUCAGCAUUAUAACGCUCCCCCCCCCACACACACACACACACCCGUUGUGCAUGUUCUUAGAAGUUAUGGUGAACAUUAUCAAGUAUUAUGGUUUCUAGAGGUCUGCCAUUUUCCAGGAUCCUCAGUGGGACACACCACCCGAUUUUGUUCAAAGAAGUUUGGCUUCUGGGUUCUGCAUCAGCUGAAAGGAGAACAAAGUAGACUGCUCUACAUUUCAGCUUGGGUUUCCUCUUUACAGUGGCAUGGCAACCUUUAGUUCAGUUCUGCAGGCAGAAACAAGACACCUUUAUUCCUCUGGAUGUGCAAAUGCAUAGGGGCAUCAUACCAUAUCAGUUUCUGCCAGCUGGCCUCAGGACAUGGCUCUUAAAAGAACAGUGGGAUCCUGUAGGAAAGUGACAUGGGCAGUCUUGCUUUAUAGUAAUACAGAAAAUGUGUUAUUCUCUCAUUCCUAUAGACAGCCAAGAAUCUGUCCUAUCUUUCAGCUAAGUUUGCUGAUGACCAUAAUUAUCAACUGUCAGGGAGAAAUGACAGAGGGUCUCCAGGCCAAGCUCAAGCUAGCAAUGUGAAACAUUCUGCUAUUACGCAUUGUCACCAGACACCAAAAUAAAGAACAGCUCAGGGAAGUGUCUGUCUUGCAAAGUUUUGAAAGACAGGCCUUCUGGUUUCACUCUUAAGGAAAUCCAAAAGUCCUGUUUUGCAACACCCAUGUUACAACCUGUUUGUGACAUGGGGGGUCAUCAAAUUUGCUUUGGAGCCAACCAUUGCAUUAAAUGUUAAUCCACAACAGAGAGUUUCCUUUGGAAUAGGACUUUCACAAGUCAGGUUGAGGGUUGAGUUACAGCAAAGUUAAAGCAGAGUGGUUUGGGCUUCAUUUUAUAGCACUUGUUUCCACCCAGGCUUAAGUCUAUUAUCCACAGCUCCAGCCUGAGUGAGACAAAGAAGAUGGGUUGAUGGUGAUAGCUGCGAUAACAGAUCAAGGAACUGAACUCUCUACAAAAGUGGCUGACUUCACCUACUCACUCUCACUCCUGAAUAAGCCGUAUUUAAAUCGCUGAGGUUAUACAGCAGAAUGAUUCCAGCCACACAAUCAGAUCAAAAGAGUAACCUCACCUCCUUCAUGGGAGAAGGUUUGCUCAGAUUUCUUUUGAGUAAAUGAACCUGAAUUGAUCUUACUCUGUUCUGAGAGGUUAUAGAUAUGUUGUGUCCCUCGGGAUAUAUCUGUCUACAGUUGGAUAAGGAUGGGGCUCAGGGGAGCUAUAGUGGCCAGGACUAGAUCCACUUCAGACCAACUUCCACGGUUGCCGAUAACAAAGAAUGAUGUGCUCUCUUGCUACUAUUUUGAUAGCUCAGCUGGAGUUGGCUCAUGCUCUCAACAGAUUAAAUCAGUGGAUUGACUCAAAUUAUAAUGUGGUCCAGCUGAGGGGAUGAAAGAAUUAUAGUGAUUCUGGAUGAUCUUGAUGGAUAUGUGGUGGGCUAGUUUAUUUUCAGACCUACCAAGUGGCAGAGGAUGUGGGUUGAGUGUUCUUUCUAUGCCUUAGGAGCCUAUAAGUAUUGGGAGGAAAAAGCAUUCCCCCCAGAAUCAAUUAAGGGCUGAAGAAGAAGUCCCAAGGGUGUCCUUCAGCCCAGGCCUUGAAGCUGUUCCUUAGACUCAUCAGCCUGGAGAGGGUUUUAAUAUCCAUGGGCAAGUUACCAGAUGAGUCUUCCCUUUAUCCAACUAUUUGAAGAGAUUUGGCUCCCUUCCAGCCUGGGCCAUAGAGCAUCUAGUGCCUGCCCCAUUCUCUGUCCCAGUUCAGCCUCUUCUCCCAACAUUAUGUUCAACAUGCUGUAUGCGCAGCAUCCAAGGCCAAAGUUCUCCUUAUCUUUAAGAGCUUUUGCAAUAAAAUCUUGCCAUUUUUAAGAGCUUUAUUUUAUUUUGAUCCUUAUUGGUCUGGACUUCUUUCUAUAGUUUGUGUUUAGCCUCCUGAAUAUAACCAGGCCCUAAUUUCCCAAAGAUGUUGCCAUUCUGACAUGGCCAGAAUUUUUUUCCAGGGACCAUUCUAGUAGGUUCAUGACUUUGAAGGUUUCCCCUCUUGUUUUUCUUUCAUUUCUUUUGACUGUCUUUACUUUUCUGCUUGAAAGCUUUUGAAGAUAGGGCUCAAACUUGACCUUUCCCCCCUCCCAUUUGUUUGUCCAUUUUUACUAUUUCAUGCUCAUUUUGUAUUUCUUAUAUAUAAAAUAUAUGAUAUAUAUUAUUAUAUAUAUGUACAUAUAUAUAUAUAGAUAUAUACAUACCCACAUCUCUAUAUGCACCAUGCCAAUGUAUAUAACCAUCUAGUAGAAUCAAAAGCCUUGAUAUUGUGCCAUUAUAAUUUUUUUCCAACUACCAAUCUCUGAAUGCCUUCAAGUGUAUAAAGUGUUGAAUUCUCUCUGGUAUCUGUACUAUGUACACAUUUUCAUAGGAAGCACAAGAAGAUGACAAAUGCAUUGUAUAUCAAAACUUGCUCCUCUUAACAAUGAUAUAAAGGAUGAUCUCAACCAUGGA
Messenger RNA from Anolis carolinensis (green anole), 6362 nucleotides. It is a transcript of the gene asic1, whose product is annotated as acid sensing ion channel subunit 1. The record is from RefSeq and is a predicted model, not a curated record. The coding region runs from base 1284 to 2966 and encodes 560 amino acids. The transcript is spliced from 10 exons. Gene Ontology annotation, molecular function: ligand-gated sodium channel activity. Gene Ontology annotation, cellular component: plasma membrane. NCBI's taxonomy places the organism in Eukaryota, Metazoa, Chordata, Lepidosauria, Squamata, Anolidae. Gene Ontology annotation, biological process: sodium ion transmembrane transport.